Paramacrobiotus metropolitanus is the source of this 5148-nucleotide messenger RNA. RefSeq lists its product as uncharacterized. The record is from RefSeq and is a predicted model, not a curated record. NCBI's taxonomy places the organism in Eukaryota, Metazoa, Tardigrada, Eutardigrada, Parachela, Macrobiotidae.
CUAGGGCAAGGCUACUUUUGACGGCCAUAACUCAGUGUGUUUUCACCAACAUUAAAAAUUGAGUAAAGUGGUGCACACAGUACCACUGUUAAGUGCUAACCAUGAAAAACUUUUGUUUCUUUGGUUAUAUCACGGUCCUUCCUGUAUAUAACCUGUCCUUCUAAGUAGUCCUUCUUCUUCUUCUAGUCCUUCUUCUUCUUCGGCUUGUACUUUCUGUGGUUAUAUAAUGCAUUCCGUUUAUUAGAAAAUUUUCCUUUCGUUACAGCUAUCAUAAAUGCCACCGAAGGAUGCAGCCAAAAAAGGCAAGGCAGGAAAAGGCAAAGGAGCUGACCAAUCAGCAGAAUCUGCUCCACCGUUCGUUAUUCUCAAAGAGAAACUCCCCAAUGCAAACUGGUGGCCAACACUGCAUCUUGUGGUUGAAAACAGCCCGGUUGAAACUUUGUUGGUAGACUUGAUGGCUGAAGGCUUAGCAGGCAACGGUGUAGUGACUAUACAGAAACAUGACCUUAUUCGGGAGACUGAGCUGCUUGUGAACGAGCACAGAAAUGUUCGGCAGGAGCCCAAGCUUAGCAGAAGAGAAAAAGACAAAAUUGCAAAAAAGAAAGCGGAAGAAGAAGAGCAACGGAGAAAAGAAGCCGAGGAACGCGAGAAGGAAAUGGAGCGACAGCGACAAGCGGCAGAAAAGGAAGCACAAGAAAAGGGAACGACGGGGAAAGCGAGCACAGCGCUGCUGAAACAGUCAAAAAUUACUGUCCGGCUGAGCAGCGAAAAAACCGGUAUUAAGCCAGAUUCCACGCCCGUCACAGAAGCUCCGCCACCACAGCCGCGUACUUUGCUGCACGAGUUGAUUGAUGAGCUGCAGUUUCUCAAUAAAGAUGUCCCACUCAGCCAAGUCUUUAAGAACCCGACAAUGCCUAGCUUGGUCUUGAUGGUGAAGUACAAAGUUAUGAUGUUAAAGCGAUCGGACAUUGAUCUUUUCAAGAUUUCGUAUCCAAAGCACAUAAAACUGGAAUCUGUCAAACCAGCACCGGAACCGCUGGCUUCUACGGAUCACAAGAAGGGCAAAACGAAAGAACCGCAAUCUAAGGUGGGAGAUACAACGAGUAAAGCCCCUGUCGAAAAGGCAUCAGUCAUGCCAAAAGAUCAGAAAGCGAACAACACUUCCUUGCCUAAAGGAAAACCUGGUGGAGGAAAAGGUAAAGGUCAAGCUGACGAUGCUUCCGAUAGUCCGGAACCGCCGCCACUGAAAAACGGCGAAAAGGUUGUAGUGCCGUUUCACAUUAAAUGCGUUCAGCCAGCUGAUCCAAUCGGGAAUGCCCAGGAACGGGUGCGGGAAGAAAUUCCAGACAACAUUCAGCGUAUCGUACGAAAAAUUCAAGAAGGCGAGAAACAGACGGACGGUGAGGGACAAGAAAGCCAGGAUCCAGAGUUGGUGCCGAAUGCAACGCCUCAUGACAUGAAUGAUGAUACUGGAGGUGUUACAAGCUUUUUCCGGGAGCUUUUUGUGUGCAGUGCGAUAGGAACGGAAGGACUGCCGGUUCUGAAUCACUCGAAAAGUCUGCUGUACGCAACAUAUGGAACCCCGGCUUUUCCAGUCACCAAGUACCAAAUGGUUCGCUAUAUUGUUUUGUUCGGGAUCAAAGAUGUUUCAUUUCUGUCUGAAGCUGAACGACAGAAGCUGCCUGUCACCAGUGUCAUCAGCGUGCAUUGCCUUCGUCAUCGAAAUCUACCUCCCGUAAGGGCUAGUGACCUUUCAUGGAUAAAACAACCCAGCGCGCUCCUCGAAAAUUUGGACAUGUUUUGGCAAAACACUCGCGAUCUGAUCCAACAGAAGCUUGCUAAGCCUGAAUCGGGCGCUUCUGGCUUGGUUGUGGCCGUGAAGCAUGACGUUAAGCCAUGUACUACAUCGGCGGAGUACAAGGAAACGGCGAUGGCAGCUGGAUGUCUGUUAGUUGAACUGCUGCACCGCCUGGUUCAUGCCAAAGUACUUUUCAAGAUGUAUAAUGAAAGCCUCGAUCUGCAACACAUACCCAAAUGCAAGAUGAGGCGGACGGAUAACCACGAGAAUUUUCGAGCAAAGGAAGGUGCAGAGUUCUUAGACAAAGUGCAAAAACGAUUGCUGGAGCAAAGAAAUACUAAUCCCGAAGAAAGUCUAGCACUGCAGAAUUUGACAAAAAAUUUCAUAGAAGACCUUAGGCUGGAUUUGCAGAUUACAGGUGUGAUCAGCGAAACGAAAUUCAUAGAUCCAGCCCCGGAAGACGACAUGAGUUCUUGGCAGGCGAUGGAAGUUUUAUCAAGGCUGUCGAAGCCGGCUAUUCCUGAAGAGUUUCCCUUCACAGGGUCUUUGAAGACCCUGCUCAAACAGAAAGCGUUUGCACUCCAGUAUAAUAAGCGCUGGAUUGAAACUAUCUUGCACAGACUGGAAGCUGACGCUCGCCAAGAUAGGAGAAACUCACUGGCGAAUCAAACUCCGAAUUCCCUUGCCGAAAGUAUGAAAGCCUGGAAUUUAGGUACCGCAAAGGAAAUCAAGAUCCCUGACAUUUUAGAGGACGAGUGGAGGUUUAUCGCCCCGGCGUACAGUGCAGAGCACGACGAGGAUACAGAAUUGUCAGACAACGAGAACUUCACCGAACUUUGCAAGAUGCGGAAUUUUUAUGCUGUUGUGUCUUAUUCCCAAAAGCAGCUGUCGACAGAAUUGGCGCUCGCCAAUGAACAGUAUUUCCAUCACUGUGUCCGCAGAGAUACGGUGACCGGCAAUGUAUUUAUCAUAUUUUACGCUGUCAGCAACGGAUAUCCUGCCACACACAUCAGAAUCUCCGAAACACGUCUACACUGCACGGUAGAUUUUCCAACGUUCUGCUGCAACAUCAUGGAUGAAGUACAAAGUGAGAUGGAGAAGCAUGUAGACCAAACAUACCGCUGUUCAGGGCAACCGGCCAUAAAUCAGCGUUUCCCCUACGGCUGUCAAACACAAUUUGCUUAUGAUGCGGACUGUGCCGAAAAGCUGGGCACUGAAACGGUUGAUCACUUAUCGAAUUAUGAACGUAAAGGCUGUCUGAAGGCUUUCAUACGUUCGAAUAAAGAGCACUUCGCUAGACGCCAAGGAUGGAAGCUGAAGCCCGAAGAGACCGUUGUGAUGCCUCCAACUAUACCGCUUAUACCGACACCGGAACCACAGUACCUUACUGACACCGGAUGUGAAACGAAAGGGGCAAAACCGUCUGCGAAGAAAACUCCCGCCGCUGGUCAGAAGCAUGAAACCGACAAACUACCUCCUUGUCCGGUCCCAAAGAAAACACCUCAAGACGAGCCAUUUAUAUGGAACAGGGCGCUGGCACCACCAAAACCAUCGUGUGAAUUUGCGCAUCCUUCAAAAAUUCCCGCUUACCUUUUAUCAAAUUCGCUAUCGAAAAUUAAAAGAGAGGAACGUCGCAUAUACUGCUGCAACACCGUCGUCUCGAUUGAUCGUCAUGAAUUUCACGAUGGAAAGAGUGCCCUUUAUAUUUCCGCUAGUAAUAUUUAUGGAAUGAAUGCUUUUGUGUGCAUAUCGGAACAGGAAAGGUCGCUGCACUUGGAGUACGAGGAUAAAACUAGGAUUUCCGUUACCAUUGUGAAUGACAAACCACAAUUGCAGAUUCUUGAUCCGCUUGGAACGAAGACAGUUAUUGGGGAGAACGACCGUUGGUACUGUACAAUGAGCUCCUGCGUAAAAGACGCCGAAGAUGCAGUUUCUGUUACUUUGUUUGAAAACAAGGCUGUUGGACUGAUUGGCGGAAAACGUGAAGAAGCGGUAUUUCUGUCACCGAAUGGAAAUUUGAUUACUCAUAUAGAUCAGCCAGAGGACGAAAUUACAAAAUCGAUGCCGGACACUAGCAAAAGAUUCCACACGAAAUUCGAUCAUCUUGGGCACCGUAUCGGUGUCACCAUUGACGAGAAUGCGACUGUCCUGGUACGUGACGAAUCACCAAGAUCUUUGACAAAGUGUACGCAGCUGCGUUCGGGGUUGCGGAUGCAGACAUCGCAUCUGCUGGAGGGCAACGGUGAAGACAGAAUGACUUCGCACACAUAUGAAUACCCUGGGUUUCCUCGUGUGUACUGCAAUAGUUCGCAGUUCGAAACGUGGUCGUUACAUAAUGGGAUUCUUGUGUCAACCAUGGACUACAUGAAUUAUGUAAUCCUGGCGGGGGUCAACGUGGUUAUUGUUGACGCGAGUGGCGCUGUUUCGCUUACAACUCUGCCGGAGUGUUCUCAAGCGUUCCAUUUGGAAGGUGGUCCGGGCCUGAUUGGUUAUCCAUCGCACAGUCAGAUUUCUUUUGCAAAACAAGUUUGUGCGGCAAUAAAGGAAAAUCUGAACUGGCAUAGGACGUGCUCGUGGACGAGAUUUAUUUGUUGUGGCGAACGAGUGGCUGAGGUUUGGGAUCUUUCUGGUGCAAAAUAUACGGUUUCUGAAAGCGGUGAAACGAAAACAGAGUCCGCGCAAAACACGAAAGACGGAAACGAUCUACCGGCUCCGAGAAUGUUUAUUGUGAGUGAAGCAAACCGAUCUGGGAGUGAAUUCGUUUUUGGAGAGGAAGCAAUAAGCCUCAAAUACAAAGUCCUGCAUCUUAAUUCUGGGGACAGGGUCAGAGUUUCUGGUAAUGCUACCCAGAAUAUCCAAGGCAGUUUUGAAUGUGAGAUAACGGACGAAGUACAAACGGAAUGGGAAUACGAGAAACCGCAUCUGUUGCCGGAAGAAUUGUUGUCCGAUGUCAGAGCGCUGGCUGGCGCAUGGAAGAAAAAUGUAGCGGAAUCGAAGGAUGUACGUUUUCGAUUUCAUACUACGAAGUCUAGUGCGCGGUCCGAGCAAUGGAAGAAAGUUUUAUUUGUUUCAGAAGCCGCAAACUCUAAUCAAAAGUCGUAAAUUCUUUAGUAUUACUUGCGCAAUGCUCAUAUCGAAAAAAUCCCGUGUAACUAACAUAAUAGAGUGCAGAUAAAAAAUAUAAAGGUCGCAAACUAUUUAUAAUUUAAGGUUUUUGCUUUGUCGACGUAAGCAAUUGAUCUUUGUAAAGUGGUGUUAUAUGCACGUAUUAAAUAUGACCGACUAGUUUGACCGGACACAUGGUAAUCUUCGGUCUGUCUACAGACCAUUUAUGUGCGUAUAUUCACUCA